Molecule: messenger RNA, 4503 nt
Organism: Sclerotinia borealis F-4128
Lineage: Eukaryota; Fungi; Ascomycota; Leotiomycetes; Helotiales; Sclerotiniaceae
Source: the annotation of a GenBank genome assembly
AUGAGGCUACGGAGCUCUGAGACAGGAUGGCGGAGCCUCCUGAUAUCAACACUUCUCUAUACUGGCGCAUGGGGAAAGAAAGAUGCGCCUGGGGUAAACUACGCCAAAUUAGAACAUCCACCGCAUAAUUUGCAGUACUUUGACGAUUCCGAUGUGCUGCUGUAUGAAGAUAGAGUCGAUGGAGUUAUAAUGAGAUCGGAGGAUGCGGGAGAGACAUGGAAGUCAAUCGAUGUCGUUCCCAAAGGCAAAGUAAUGGAAUUUUCGAUGCAUCCAUACGAUCCGAAAAGAGCAUACAUUAUAACGUUGGGGACGAAUCACUGGGCAACUAAAGAUAGAGGCAAGACCUGGCAGGAGUUCGAUUCGGAAGCUCAAGCUAGUGUAUUCAGGCCGGCGAUGAGUUAUCAUGCAAGAGAUCCGGAUAGGAUUAUCUUUAAUGCAAUGGACUGCACAGGGAUCUUCUGCGAAGAAUUGACCAUGUACACUACCGCCGGAUUUGACGAACUUACUAAAUUCUUACGUUCUGAUACCGCGGGCUGCCGCUGGGCAGUAUCGUCACCGGAGUUUACAACUGGUCAGAAGGAUCUUGAUAAUGACCGGAUUCUCUGUGUGGUCAAAGGCAGAUAUUCUCCAUGGAGGAAAGACUACCGACUUGUCAUUUCAGAUGACUUCUUCGCUUCAAAAGGCGACGAUAUACAAGAAUUUGAGCCGGAACUCGAGCCAGGUCGCACGGUUCAAGGCAUUGUUGAAGUUGCAACCCAGAAGAAAUUCUUGAUCACAGCUGCAAGUGCUGCCGGUACUGAUGAGAUGGCACUUUACGUCUCUGACGAUGCCAUCAAAUGGCACCGCGCAGAGUUCCCAGUUGAUCACAAAUUGACGCAGGAGGCAUAUACCAUCUUGGAAGGAACCAACUACAGUAUUCAAAUCGAUGUUUUAAAUACGCGCCCACUGAAUGCUAUGGGAGUCAUGUUCACCAGUAAUUCAAAUGGAACAUAUUUCACACGGAAUAUUGAGCACACAAAUAGAGAUAUGAAUGGCAUGGUUGACUUCGAGAAAAUGGCUGGAGUGCAAGGAAUUGUCAUGGUCAACGUUGUUGAUAACUAUGAAAAAGUCCAGAGCAGUUUUCUAACCGAGAAGAAAAUCAAAUCCAAAAUCAGUUUUGAUGAUGGACGAACAUGGCAACCUCUUAAGGUAAAAGAUAAAGACCUCCAUGUUCAUUCUGUAACAGAAUUAGACAAUUCUGGUCGAGUCUUCUCUAGCCCGGCUCCAGGUUUAGUAAUGGGGAACGGCAACACAGGAGAAUUUUUGGAGGAUUGGGAUAAAGCAAACCUUUAUGUAUCUGAUGAUGCAGGAGUUACAUGGCAUAAAGCCCUCAGUGGACCACACAAGUAUGAAUUUGGAGAUCAGGGCUCCGUUCUCGUGGCUGUACAUGAUGGUCAUACGAAUGUGGUCAAGUACUCGCUAAAUCACGGCAAAGACUGGAAGGAAGUCGAGCUCAAGGGUAAAAUGCGCCCACAACAAUUGGUCACAACCUCGGAUUCAACAAGCCUCAAAUUCGUUCUCAUAGGUUUAGAUGAUUCUGACAAGAAGGAUUACUAUAUGAUUUCACUUAACUUUGACGAGAUGCAUGAAGGACAGUGCAAACAGUCUGAUUUGGAAAAAUGGUAUGCGAGAGUUGACAGCGACGGCAAACCGACUUGUCUCAUGGGUCACACACAAUGGUACGAACGCCGCAAGGCCGACUCAGAUUGUUUCAUGAAACAAGAAUUCAAGGAUCCAGUCGUCCAAACAGAUCUUUGCGAUUGCACGGAUGCUGAUUUCGAGUGCGAUUACAACUUUGUCAGAAGUGAUGAUCGCAAAGAAUGUAUACAAAAGGGUGCUUUAGCCCUUCCAGAAGGUGCCUGCAAAGCUUUCGGUCCCGAUGACGUAUUCCUUGGGUCUUCCGGGUGGCGUCUAAUUCCUGGAGAUACUUGCAAGCGUGUCGGUGACAAGCAGAAGGACAGCCCAGUUGAACACAAGUGCGCGACUGCCGUGGGUCCUCCUGCUUCCGGUGAAGGAAACUCUACCGAAUUCACGUUCAAGGGUCAAGCAUUCCUUGACAAACAAUAUCUCGAGAGAACUGGCGUUAGUAUAGAAACCGAUGAAACGAUCGUAGUACAAACCGACCAAGAUACCAUUUGGCUUACUCACGAUCAUGGAAAAAGAUGGAAGCAAAUCUUGAAGGAUGAGAAAAUCGUUCGAAUCUACACCAAUCAAUACUUUAAUGAUGUCGUGUUUUUCUUGACGAAGACCGAGACUGUUUUCUACUCUGUCGAUCGUGGAGAGAACAUUAGAAGCUUCAAGGCCCCUCAUCCACCAAGUCAUGACACUGCCGCAAUGAAUUUCCAUCCUAGAAACAAGGACUGGAUUAUCUGGAUGGGUGAGAAGUGUGAUGGUCCGGGUAACUGUCAUACGGUAGCUUCACUCACACAAGACCGAGGAGAUAGCAAUUGGAAAACUCUCGAGCGAUAUGUCCGGAAGUGCGAGUUCAUCAAAGAAGCUGCAAAUCAAAAACGUGACGACAAACUGAUUUAUUGCGAGAUCAGAGAACAUGAAAAUAACGAAGCUAAUAAUCCAUGGCAACUGGUCUCGAGUACGGACUUCUUCUCUGAGCCUCCUAAAGUGCACUUCAACAAUGUGGUUGACUUCGCUACGAUGUCCGAGUUUAUCGUUGUCGCCACAAAGGAUGACGAGCACAAAACUUUGAAGGUCGACACGAGUUUUGAUGGAGUUAACUUUGCCGAUGCCAAGUUCCCUCAUGGUUUUGAGAUCGACCACCAAGUUGGGUAUACUGUGCUCGAUAGCUCCACUCAUUCUGUUUUCCUUCAUGUCACAACCAAUAAUGAGGAGGGCUCCGAAUAUGGAACUAUUAUCAAGAGUAACUCUAAUGGUACUUCGUAUGUCCUGAGUUUGAACGCUGUGGACAGAGACAGCGCUGGUUAUGUGGAUUUCGAGAAGAUGCUUGGUCUUGAAGGAGUUGCCAUGGUCAAUGUUGUUGCGAAUGCAGGAUCGAAGAACUUCAAGAAGGAGCAGAAGAAGCUAAAGACCAUGAUUACCCACAACGAUGGUGCAGAAUGGGAUACGUUGAAGCCUCCCGCACAAGGUCCCGAUGGAAAGAAGUGGGGAUGCAGUGGAUCAAUGGAGAAAUGCUCAUUGAAUAUUCAUGGUUACACUGAGAGAUCUGACAAAUCCCACACAUUCUCGUCUCAAUCUGCAAUCGGGCUAAUGAUGGGUGUUGGUAAUGUUGGGGAAUUCCUGACCGACUACAGAGACGCCGACACAUUCAUCACCACGGAUGGUGGUAUCAACUGGAAAUUUGUCAAGAAGGGGGCCUACAUGUGGGAAUUCGGAGAUCAGGGAUCAAUUAUUGUCAUCGUGAAAGAGCGUGCAUCCGUCAAUGUCGUUCAUUAUUCGCUGGAUGAAGGAGAUACUUGGAUUGACUACAAGUUCUCCGAUUCUGAAAUGAAGGUUAACGAUUUCACUACGGUCCCGAGCGACAACUCUCAGAAUUUCAUCCUUUGGGGUGUGAUCAAUGGUGACCUCACAGCUAUCAAUCUCGACUUCUCUGGUUUGAGAGAUAGACAAUGUAAUCUCGAUGAGAAGGAUGUCGAAGGGGGAGACUAUUAUCUCUGGGAACCAAAACACCCCAAGCAAGAUGAUGACUGUCUCUUUGGCCAUGUUUCGCAGUAUCAUCGGAAGAGGGCCGAUGCCAAUUGUUACAAUGGAAGAAUGAUUCCUGCUCUGCACAAUAUCGCCAAGAACUGCACCUGUACCAGACAGGAUUUUGAGUGUGAUCAUAACUACGAGCGCCAACUUGAUGGAUCUUGUGCCCUCAUCAGAGGUUACUCGCCACCGGACCACUCCGAAAUAUGCCGAAUUGAUGAAAAUGUGGUCGAAUACUAUGAACCCACAGGCUAUCGACGAAUUCCUAUCACCACCUGCCAAGGAGGAAAAGAAUAUGAUGUCAAUGAUAAAGCAUUCUCUUGCGCUGGACACGAGGACGAAUUCAACAAGAAACAUGCCGCCUCUGGCUGGGCUAUCUUCUUUGCAGUCAUCAUACCAAUCGGUAUUGCUUUCGCUGUUGGAAUCUGGGUAUGGCGCAACUGGACCGGAAAAUUCGGUCAAAUCCGUUUGGGUGAACAAGCUUCAUUCGAUGGAGAAGCGCCAUAUAUCAAAUACCCGGUGAUGUUCGUCGCGGGAGCAGUAGCAGUCGCCCAAGCAAUCCCACUCCUGGCAUCUUCACUCUGGCGCUCGGCUUCGGGUGCGUUGGGUAGAAUUCAACCGGCGAAUCGUAGAUUUACUACGAGAGAUAGUUUUGCGAGGGGGAGAGGAGAUUAUGCGGUGGUGGAUGAAGAUGAGGGUGAACUUUUGGGGGAUGAUAGUGAUGAUGAGGAUGGAGAUGAAGAUAGAGAUGAGGAUGAGAAUGAGGAUGAGGAUGAGGAUGACGUGGGUGGUAGCCUAGAUUAA